AUGUUCCAGGAGCCAGCCCAGGGCGCAGCCCCGACCCCGACCCCGACCCCGGGCCGUCGGCGAGGAACCUCGGCCGAGGCGCGGCCCCGCGCCCCCAGGGGCGUCGUCUCCAGGGGCGUCGUCUCCAGGGGCGUCGGGCAACCGCGCGGCGCUGAGCACCCGCCGCAGCUUCUACCCGCCGCUGCGCGUCCUCGCGUUCAAGAAAUUGAUCCACUCCUAAGGACUCCAGAAGAACAUGGGAUACAGGAUCCUUUACCCAAGGAAUUUCCAUCACGUUGUGCAAACAGAGCAAUGCAUGAGCAGGUGGCCAAUGGAUGGCCCAGCUGGGCCAGAAACUCAACACCUGGGGCACUGCGCUCACAUUACACCAACUGAAGUCUAGAAGGCUCGGUCAGCCCAUCCAUCAGCCUUUACAGGGUGAAGACCUC
Messenger RNA from Nyctereutes procyonoides (raccoon dog), 428 nucleotides. RefSeq names its product KH domain-containing, RNA-binding, signal transduction-associated protein 1-like. The coding region runs from base 1 to 375 and encodes 124 amino acids. NCBI's taxonomy places the organism in Eukaryota, Metazoa, Chordata, Mammalia, Carnivora, Canidae. The transcript is spliced from 5 exons. The record is from RefSeq and is a predicted model, not a curated record.